AUGUCAACUGAACCGGCCCUCCAGUCCCUUCAAAAUAAAUUAAAAGAAAAUUGCUACCGAGACGUCGGCGGCUUCUUCAGAUACUUCGAGGAUCAGAGUUGGUCUGCUACUGUCCAGAAUAUCCUCCACCGUCCCGAGACAGCCGACCUGGUUGAAGAAUUGUCCGCAAGUCUCUGGGAUCUGCGUCGCUUGGAUGCUAUGGACGAGUGGUUUGCCACCUUCCAGUCCUUGUUCUUCGCCGCAGAUCAUCCAACCGUUCGCCUGAGAAGCGAGCCCAUCAUCACUUCGAGUUCAUCAUACCAAGCUAGUAUUCAUAUCGGUUCUCAUCAUUUCUCAGCCGCCUCUGGCAGCACUCGUAUCUACGGCGAAUACCAUCACGGCGCUGCGCCGAUUUCGUCGACCGACGACGACGACUUUUUGCGCUUCGCUGAGCGUGCACUUCGCGUCUUCAACGCACAGCCAGCUCGCUACUUCCUACAUGCAUUCUUGAUCCGCGGCAAAACCCUGGAACUCUGGGUCUUCGACCGUUCCGGCGCCUACAGUAGCGGAGUGCUGGAUAUCGCACGCGACCCCAACCUCCCGCUGCGCGUCUUGGCAGGUUAUGGCAUGAUGAGCGACCAAGAAUCUGGCAUGAAUAUGCUCAUCAAAAGUCUCGGCCCUGGAGACGUCGGGCGGGGAACCGUCUGCUUUGCUGCCUCAGCAUCUGCGGCCACGGAGCCGACCAUUGUCGUCAAGUUUUCUUGGCGGGUUGACACCACUCCUGUGGAGCUUCGAGUGCUUGAGCGAGCCCGUGACCGCAAGGUCUGGGGAGUCCUCCGUCUUCUAGAGUGCAAGGACCUGGUUAACGUCGCCGAUCUUCGCCAUGCACUUGACUUCCCUAGGCUAUAUGUCAACCGGACUCUGUCUUGCGUCAUAACCGAGCCUCUCGGCCGUCCUAUUCGCCAGUUUGUGUCGCUUUAUGAGCUUCUAGAGGUAUUCCGUGAUCUUGUCAAGGCCCUCAAGUCUCUCUAUAUAGAUGGGAGUAUUCUCCACCGCGAUAUCGCCAUAAAAAAUCUGGUCAUUGCUACGAAGUACAACGAGGACACUUCCAAGGGCAUCUUGAUCGACUUUGAUUUGGCGUUGGAUCUCGACGAGGCUCCCGCCGUGCAACAGAUGGUCGGGUCGGAUGGGUUUAUGGCCAUUGGAAUUCUCAGUGGACAACCGCAUACGUACCGACAUGAUCUUGAGUCUCUAUUCUACGUGUUUCUGUGGCUAGCCAUCGGCAAUGACUGCGAGCACGAUCAUGCUCAUGAAAUUCUGCAAACCCUGCCCAAGACAUCUCGGCUUUGGAAAUGGUGCUCGAUGGACUUCAACGAUGUUCGACAGGCCAAGGUUGCUGACAUGAGCCCGGACGGCUUUGAGCAUAUCCUGAAUGAGUUUUCAGCCAGAUUUGCCCCGUUGUGCGGGCUAGCAACCGAGCUGCAUCGGUUGAUCUUUCCCAUUCGCGACGGUGGCAUCUUUACGAAAACCGAGACAGACCAAGCAGCCGUCGAGCGGCUCUAUCAGGGAAUAGGUGAUGCUUUCAACCAUUCCAUCCUCGCACUCAAGGACUAG
Molecule: messenger RNA, 1593 nt
Organism: Cordyceps militaris CM01
Lineage: Eukaryota; Fungi; Ascomycota; Sordariomycetes; Hypocreales; Cordycipitaceae
Product: Protein kinase-like domain
Exons: 2
Coding region: 1-1593 (530 amino acids)
Biological process (GO): protein phosphorylation
Molecular function (GO): protein kinase activity; ATP binding
Source: RefSeq, a predicted model, not a curated record